AACAGCUUCGAGUAUUCGAAUCACAUAGCCGCACUUGAUCUUCUUUGUAUCCUGCUUUACUUGCGCCUUUCUCUUCUUGUACAUGUCUCUCUCUUUCGCUCUUCACGACUAAUACGCCCGUUUCGCACCCCGGCAUGCGCUCCCACCUCAAUCGCGUCGUCUUUCGCAAAUUGCUAGCUAGCGAACCCAUAGCACACCGCGGUUGUCUUCGUCCACGCCAAUACCUCCCAUCAUGUCUGCCGGAUAUCCAAGCCCUCCCGAGGGCUCAGCGACGCUCCUUUUUCAAUAUCUUCAAGAAACCUCAACGUGUUACCUCGGAACCUAGGAUGGCUCCAGGUCUGGAAAAGAUGAUGGAAUAUUCAAAGAUGGAGAGACUCAGUGCCAGGCUGCCACCUCCAGAUGAUGUCCUGAAGGCUGUCACGGUCUUUUUCAGUCACAAGAGAGACCGGAAAACCUCGACUCGCUACAUACCCGAUAUUCAAGCACGCCAUCUUCUUCGCAGUCUGAACUAUCUGGCUGAAGCCGAAUCCUUCUCACACCUGGGUCCUUCUGUUUUCUACGAAUGGCUCCAAGUCUUCGAUCAUGACGCCCAUGCCGAUUCUUCCCUUCACCGUGAGAUCAUCGACAUCUUAUAUCGUGCGCUCUGUCAGAGCAAAGUCCUAGACGGUCGUCUCCCAAAAACCAAAUUCUUUGUGGCUUAUGUCAAUGCUCUAUGCGCUACUGGAGGCACUUUGACUGCCAGAGACGAACUCAUUCAAUUCACAAAGCAAACGCACUCUCCACUCCAAUCCACGGAAAUUAAGAGUCUAUGGGGGUCAAUCUUCAAAGGCUUUUCGGCCGAGAAAAACGAGGUCGAGCUUCUUCGCACUCUCGCGAUCAUGAAUGAAACUUCUGCUGAAGGUCCUCAAGUAUUCGCUCAUGAAGUGAUUACAAGAUUCUACAUCUCCCAGCAAAAUGUUGACAAGGCCUCCGAAUGGUACAACAAAUGUAAGGAGCAGGACUUUGAUUCGAGGCUUGAGCUCCUACAAAGGGCAUUAAUUGACCUGGGCAUGCGAACAUCAAACACGAAUUUGGGAAAACUCAUCGUAAAGGACAUAACUGCAGGGACGCCAACAAAGUAUCAAUGGGAUCUGAUCUUCCAAUGGGCUGCUGGAACAGGUAAAGGUGCUGAUGAGAUUGAUCGCAUGAUAAGUGUCAUGGAACGUGCGAAUCAAUCUCUCCCUGAAGCAGAAUGGCGAGUUCCCGACACUUCUACCUUGAAUAAAUUAGUCAAGGUGGCGGUUGACCGAAAAGAUCCUUAUCUUGCUGAGCGAUUCAUCGCCCUAGGCAAGUCAAGAAAUAUUCAGCCAAAUGCACUGACACUCAUCUACCAAAUGCGAUACCGUCUCGUUGUCAAAGAUGUAGACGGUGCUCUGACUGUGUACAAGCAUCUGCAAGCUCAGGAUCUCUCGAAAAAUCAAGACGUUAUCGUCGUCAACGAGCUCAUCCGUGCCAUGUGCACUUCUGGUCGUCAAGACUUUGAAAGCAUCAUGAACGUCGCAGCAGAUUUGUCAGACCGGCAAGCUUAUUUCGAACCCGAAACAGUAUCCGCACUAUCGGUGUUGCAUCUUUCACGCGAUGAGGUACACGAUGUCAUUGAUCUCCUUAACACUCACGUCUAUGGCUUCGACAUGGCUGGGCGCGCAUCUGUACAGAGCACCCUCAUCGACUACUGCCUCAAGCCUUCGACGACAACAGCCCAAGCAUGGGACACCUACAUCAUCCUCAAACAAGUCUUCGAUGACACAACCAGGGAGCAGCGUGAGAGCAUCAUGAAUGAGUUCUUCAGGCGCCAGCGUCCGGACAUGGCAGUGCAUGUCUUCAACCAUAUGCGAUCGCACACCCGUCAAGACAUCAUUCCCACUAUCGAUACUUACGUCGCAUGUUUAUCUGGAAUCGGAAAGUUGAAAGAUGAGGAGAGUCUGGAAGUUGUGCACAAUCAACUCAAACUGGACUUCAACAUCGAGCCGAAUACAAAUCUUCACAACGCACUCAUGCAGGCCUAUACUCUUUGCGAAUCACCUAGGACAGCGCUAGGUUUCUGGGACGAGAUUGCUUCGAGUCGUGAAGGACCGAACAUCAACAGUAUCCACCUUGCGAUGCGAGCAUGCGAAGAUGCUCCAUGGGGCGACGAGAAGGCACGACUGAUAUGGACAAAGUUGAGUCGCACUGGGAUUGAACUCGACCAACCUCUUUGGGCUAGCUAUGCAGGAGCGCUUGUAGGCAAUGGAGACGUGAAAGGCGCCAUCGAUUUGCUAGAGGAGGCACAUGCUCAGCAGGGACUCGACAUGGACACUCUCAUAAUUGGAUCUUUGUACAACGCCGCUCCAGGUCAUAUCAAAAAGGGAAUCGUCGAGGCUUGGGCUAAGGAGAGAUAUCCGGAGAUCUGGGCAGCACUAGAGGAGAUAGGCACACGCUCGUCAGAACAGAGCGGGCUUCCUGAGUUCAAGAUCGAUAGAGAAACCGGCCCAUAGACUCAACAGAGAGCGUCGCCUCUGUAUGUAUAUAUCAACAUUUAUGAAGAGUAAUGCCCAUCAAAAUCAGAAGUCUCUCUUGGAG
Aureobasidium pullulans EXF-150 is the source of this 2598-nucleotide messenger RNA. RefSeq lists its product as uncharacterized. Lineage: Eukaryota; Fungi; Ascomycota; Dothideomycetes; Dothideales; Saccotheciaceae. The transcript is spliced from 2 exons. Gene Ontology annotation, molecular function: protein binding. The coding region runs from base 135 to 2513 and encodes 792 amino acids. The record is from RefSeq and is a predicted model, not a curated record.